This is a messenger RNA of Chlorocebus sabaeus (green monkey), 1658 nucleotides long. It is a transcript of the gene UBIAD1, whose product is annotated as UbiA prenyltransferase domain containing 1. Gene Ontology annotation, biological process: vitamin K biosynthetic process; menaquinone biosynthetic process. Gene Ontology annotation, molecular function: prenyltransferase activity. Gene Ontology annotation, cellular component: endoplasmic reticulum; Golgi membrane. NCBI's taxonomy places the organism in Eukaryota, Metazoa, Chordata, Mammalia, Primates, Cercopithecidae. The record is from RefSeq and is a predicted model, not a curated record.
CCACCCCUCACCGCCCUUCUCCCCGCCUCUGGCUCGGCCCCGCUCCCUCCCAGCCUCCUGCCCACCCUUCUGUCCGGCACGCGCCGCUGGCACUUGUUUCCGGGCGCGCCUCCAGAGGCCGGCGCACAAGAUGGCGGGCCUGGCGGCCUGAAAAGGGUGGCCGGGGCUCGGCCGUGGGCUCUAACGCUGGGCUGGGGGUCGGAGACAGACUUCACCCAGGUGACAGGUAGUAGGGGCGGCGCCGCUGGACCUCUUGGGGUGUAAGACCCGCUUGCUGCUGCCCCCGGACCUUGCCGCCACACCAGCCCUGUCCUGGGGCGGAACCGAAGGAAGGUCAGGCCCGGCUGCCCCGCCCCGUCGUUCCUCCUUCCCGGGCGGUCACUGUGCGUGGCUCACUUUUAGAGUUUACUACAGCCACGUGGAGCUUCCAUGGCGGCCUCUCUGGUCCUGGGGGAGAAGAUUAACAUCCUGUCGGGAGAGACUGUCAAGGCUGCGGACAGGGAACCGCUGGGGAACGACUGUCCCGAGCAAGAUAGGUUCCCCCAGCGCUCCUGGAGGCAGAAGUGCGCCUCCUACGUGUUGGCCCUGAGGCCCUGGAGCUUCAGUGCCUCACUCACACCGGUGGCCCUGGGCAGUGCCCUUGCCUACAGAUCCCACGGUGUCCUGGAUCCCAGGCUCUUGGUGGGUUGUGCCGUGGCUGUCCUGGCUGUGCACGGGGCCGGUAAUUUGGUCAACACUUACUAUGACUUUUCCAAGGGCAUUGACCACAAAAAGAGUGAUGACAGGACACUUGUGGACCGAAUCUUGGAGCCCCAGGAUGUCGUCCGGUUCGGAGUCUUCCUCUACACGUUGGGCUGCGUCUGUGCCGCUUGCCUCUACUGCCUAUCCCCUCUGAAACUGGAACACUUGGCUCUCAUCUACUUUGGAGGCCUGUCUGGCUCCUUUCUCUACACAGGAGGAAUUGGAUUCAAAUACGUGGCUCUGGGAGACCUCAUCAUCCUCAUCACUUUUGGCCCGCUGGCUGUGAUGUUCGCCUACGCCAUCCAGGUGGGGUCCCUGGCCAUCUUCCCACUGGUCUAUGCCAUCCCCCUUGCCCUUAGCACCGAGGCCAUUCUCCAUUCCAACAACACCAGGGACAUGGAGUCCGACCGGGAGGCUGGCAUCGUCACCCUGGCCAUCCUCAUCGGCCCCACGUUCUCCUAUAUUCUCUACAACACGCUGCUCUUCCUGCCCUACCUGGUCUUCAGCAUCCUGGCCACACACUGCACCAUCAGCCUGGCGCUCCCCCUGCUCACCAUUCCCAUGGCCUUCUCCCUUGAGAGACAGUUCCGAAGCCAGGCCUUCAACAAACUGCCCCAGAGGACUGCCAAGCUCAACCUCCUGCUGGGACUUUUCUACGUCUUUGGCAUCAUUCUGGCACCAGCAGGCAGUCUUCCCAAACUUUAAGGGGACAAGUAACUCCCACCACGACAUGUCUCCUUUUCUUAGAAUAUAUUAAAGUCAGAGUGUCUGAGGAAGGAACGUGAUUUGGCAGUCAGGGUACUAAGCAUGGGUGGGAACUCCUGCCUUUUAAAAAUUGUUUUUGUGUUCUUAAAGUUAAUAUGUUGUUUUUCUCUCUCUCUUUUUUUUUUUUCUUCAUUUUAUGGGGAAUUUAAAAA